Messenger RNA from Orycteropus afer afer, 2917 nucleotides. It is a transcript of the gene AARS1, whose product is annotated as alanyl-tRNA synthetase 1. Gene Ontology annotation, cellular component: mitochondrion; cytoplasm. Lineage: Eukaryota; Metazoa; Chordata; Mammalia; Tubulidentata; Orycteropodidae. Gene Ontology annotation, biological process: tRNA modification; alanyl-tRNA aminoacylation. The record is from RefSeq and is a predicted model, not a curated record. Gene Ontology annotation, molecular function: alanine-tRNA ligase activity; ATP binding; amino acid binding.
AGCUUUCAAGAUGGACUCAACCCUAACAGCGAGUGAAAUCCGGCAGCGAUUUAUAGAUUUCUUCAAGAGAAAUGAGCACACCUAUGUCCACUCAUCUGCUACCAUCCCAUUGGAUGAUCCCACUUUGCUCUUUGCCAAUGCGGGCAUGAACCAGUUCAAACCCAUCUUCCUGAACACUGUUGACCCGUCUCACCCUAUGGCAAAGCUGAGCAGAGCAGCCAAUACCCAGAAGUGCAUCCGGGCAGGGGGCAAGCACAACGACCUGGACGAUGUUGGCAAGGAUGUCUAUCAUCACACCUUCUUUGAGAUGCUGGGCUCCUGGUCUUUUGGAGAUUACUUCAAGGAAUUGGCCUGUCAGAUGGCCCUGGAACUUCUCACCCAAGAGUUUGGCAUUCCAGUCGAGAGACUUUAUGUUACUUACUUUGGUGGGGAUGAAGCAGCUGGCUUAGAACCAGAUCUGGAGUGCAAACACAUCUGGCGAAAUUUGGGGCUGGAUGACACCAAAAUCCUCCCCGGCAACAUGAAGGACAACUUCUGGGAAAUGGGUGACACGGGCCCAUGUGGUCCCUGCAGUGAGAUCCACUAUGACCGGAUUGGUGGUCGGGACGCUGCACACCUCGUCAACCAGGAUGACCCUAAUGUGCUAGAGAUCUGGAACCUUGUAUUCAUCCAGUACAACAGGGAAUCCGAUGGCAUUCUGAAAUCUCUUCCCAAGAAGAGCAUUGACACGGGGAUGGGCCUGGAGCGACUGGUGUCUGUGCUGCAGAAUAAGAUGUCCAACUAUGACACUGACCUUUUCAUCCCUUACUUUGAAGUCAUUCAGAAGGGCACAGGUGCCCGGCCGUACACUGGGAAAGUUGGCGCUGAUGAUACCGAUGGGAUCGACAUGGCCUAUCGGGUGUUGGCUGACCAUGCUCGGACCAUCACCGUGGCGCUGGCUGAUGGUGGCAGACCUGAUAACACAGGGCGGGGCUACGUGUUGAGACGGAUUCUCCGCCGGGCUGUUCGCUACUCCCACGAGAAGCUCAAUGCCAGCAGGGGUUUCUUUGCUACUUUAGUAGAUGUUGUCGUCCAGUCCCUGGGAGAUGCAUUUCCUGAGCUAAAGAAAGACCCGGACAUGGUAAAGGACAUCAUCAAUGAAGAAGAAGUGCAAUUUCUCAAGACCCUCAGCAGAGGGCGUCGCAUCCUGGACAGGAAAAUUCAGAGCUUGGGAGACAGCAAUACCAUUCCCGGUGACACUGCUUGGCUUCUCUAUGACACCUAUGGCUUUCCAGUUGAUCUCACUGGACUCAUUGCUGAAGAGAAGGGCCUGGUGGUAGACAUGGACGGCUUUGAAGAAGAGAGGAAACUGGCUCAGCUGAAAUCACAGGGCAAGGGAGCUGGAGGGGAAGACCUCAUCAUGCUGGACAUUUAUGCUAUCGAGGAGCUCCGCUCCACGGGCCUGGCAGCGACAGACGAUUCCCCAAAGUAUAAUUACCACUCGGACCCCAGUGGCAGCUACGUGUUUGAGAACUCGGUGGCCACGGUGAUGGCUCUGCGCAGGGAUAAGAUGUUCGUGGAAGAGGUGUCCACAGGCCAGGAGUGUGGAGUGGUGCUGGACAAAACCUGUUUCUAUGCCGAGCAAGGAGGGCAGAUCUAUGACGAAGGCUACCUGGUCAAAGUUGACGACAGCAGCGAAGACAAGACGGAGUUUACAGUGAAGAAUGCUCAGGUACGAGGCGGGUAUGUUCUGCACAUAGGAACGAUCUAUGGCAACCUGAAAGUGGGGGACCAGGUCCGGCUGUUUAUUGAUGAGCCCCGUCGCAGACCUAUCAUGAGCAACCACACAGCCACCCACAUCCUGAACUUCGCGCUGCGCUCAGUCCUUGGGGAAGCUGACCAGAGGGGCUCACUCGUUGCUCCUGACCGCCUCCGGUUUGACUUCACUGCCAAAGGAGCCAUGUCCACCCAGCAGAUCAAGAAGGCAGAGGACAUUGUGAACCAGAUGAUUGAGGCGGCCAAGCCUGUCUACACCCAGGAUUGUGCUCUGGCAGCAGCAAAAGCCAUCCAGGGCCUGCGGGCUGUGUUUGACGAGACCUAUCCGGACCCUGUGCGUGUUGUCUCCAUCGGGGUCCCAGUGUCUGAGCUGCUGGAAGACCCCUCCGGUCCUGCCGGUUCUCUCACUUCCGUCGAGUUCUGUGGGGGCACGCACCUGCAGAACUCAAGUCACACGGGAGCAUUUGUGAUCGUGAGUGAAGAAGCAAUUGCCAAAGGCAUCCGGAGGAUCGUUGCUGUCACAGGUGUUGAAGCCCAGAAGGCUCUCAGGAAAGCAGAGAGCUUGAAGAAGUCUCUCUCUGUCAUGGAGGCCAAAGUGAAGGCCCAGAUCGCACCAAACAAGGAUGUGCAGCGGGAAAUAGCUGACCUCAGUGAGGCCCUAGCCACUGCCAUCAUCCCUCAGUGGCAGAAGGAUGAACUGCGGGAGGACCUUAAAUCUCUGAAGAAGAUCAUGGACGACCUCGACCGUGCUAGCAAAGCUGACGUCCAGAAGCGAGUGUUGGAGAAGACCAAGCAGCUCAUUGACAGCCACCCUAACCAGCCCCUUGUCAUUCUGGAGAUGGAGAGUGGUGCCUCGGCCAAGGCCCUGAAUGAAGCCUUGAAGCUUUUCAAGACCCAUUCCCCUCAGACAGCUGCCAUGCUCUUUACAGUGGACAAUGAGGCUGGCAAGAUCACAUGCUUGUGCCAGGUUCCCCAGAAUGCUGCCAACAGAGGCCUGAAGGCCAGCGAGUGGGUGCAGCAGGUGUCAGGCUUGAUGGAUGGCAAAGGUGGUGGCAAAGAUGUGUCUGCCCAGGCCACGGGCAAGAAUGUGGGCUGCCUGCAGGAGGCGCUGCAGCUGGCCACGUCCUUUGCCCAGCUCCGCCUGGGAGAUGUGAAGAACUGA